AUGGAGUUUCUUGAAAGAACUUACCUUGUGAAUGACAGAGCCACCAAGAUGUAUGCCUUCAACCUAGACAGUGUGGAACUCCAGCAGAAAUCCUUGAAUAAAGAUCAAUGUCCUGGAGAGAAGCCAGAGGAGCUGGAGUCAGGAGCCAUCUAUCACUGCCACAGCAACUCCAAGGCCACAGAGAACAGAGCAAAUGAGCAAGUCUACGCCAAGUGGAAACUCUAUGCUGCUUCGGGAGUAUGCUUUGUUUUCAUGAUUGCAGAAGUCGUGGGUGGCCACAUUGCUGGGAGUCUUGCUGUCAUCACAGAUGCUGCCCAUCUCUUAAUUGACCUGACCAGUUUCCUGCUCAGUCUCUUCUCCUUGUGGUUGUCAUCAAAGCCUCCCUCGAAGCAGCUGACAUUUGGAUGGCACCGGGCAGAGAUCCUUGGUGCCCUGCUGUCCAUCUUGUGCGUCUGGGUGGUGACUGGGGUGUUGGUGUACCUGGCAUGUGAACGCCUGCUGUACCCCGAUUACCAGAUCCAGGGGACGGUGAUGAUCCUGGUUUCAGGCUGUGCUGUGGCAGCCAACAUUAUGCUAAGUGUGAUUCUGCACCAAAGACACACUGGCCACAAUCAUAAGGAAGUGCAAGCUAAUGCCAGUGUCAGAGCAGCUUUUGUGCAUGCUCUUGGAGAUCUGUUUCAGAGCAUCAGUGUGCUAACCAGUGCACUUAUUAUCUACUUUAAGCCAGACUAUAAAAUGGCUGACCCCAUCUGCACAUUUGUCUUUUCCAUCCUGGUUUUGGCCAGCACCAUCACUGUCUUAAAGGACUUCUCCAUCUUACUCAUGGAAGGUGUACCUAAGAACCUGAAUUACAGUGAUGUGAAAGAGCUCAUCUUAGCUGUGGAUGGUGUGGUGUCUGUGCACAGCUUGCACAUCUGGUCUCUAGCAAUGAACCAAGUGAUUCUCUCAGCUCAUGUUGCUGCAGCAGCCAGCCGUGACAGCCAGGUUGUUCGGAGAGAGAUUGUUAAAGCCCUCAGCAAUAGCUUUACUGUGCACUCGCUCACCAUUCAGAUGGAAUCUCCAGCUGACCAGGACCCCAACUGCUUUUUCUGUGAAGACCCCCGGGACUAG
This is a messenger RNA of Nyctereutes procyonoides (raccoon dog), 1110 nucleotides long. RefSeq names its product solute carrier family 30 member 8 (gene SLC30A8). The transcript has 8 exons. NCBI's taxonomy places the organism in Eukaryota, Metazoa, Chordata, Mammalia, Carnivora, Canidae. Gene Ontology annotation, cellular component: plasma membrane. Gene Ontology annotation, molecular function: zinc ion transmembrane transporter activity. The record is from RefSeq and is a predicted model, not a curated record. Bases 1 to 1110 code for a protein of 369 amino acids. Gene Ontology annotation, biological process: insulin secretion; response to glucose; response to zinc ion.